CGACCGCACCAGUCCAGGACAAAAUCACUUGCUUAAAAUGACCUUUUCUGACCUUCUAAAUGACUUUCUAAAGAGCAGCCAAGCUGUCCAGUUAACAGAAGUAUUGCAGUGCAUUCAUUUUAGUGAGCUUUUCAUUUAUAAAAAUGUACUUGGUCUGCAAAGACGAACGACGGAUUAAUGUUCUUUAAGGCCGGUUUUAUUCCGUAUUGUUUUGAUUAUAUUGCAGUUUGUGUUAUUUUUGGUCCAGCCCCUGCUUCCGUGACGUAAAGGGAAACGGGGGCAUUAACCUCCCCCCGGCGGGGCAGCCGGAGUAUCAGCAGCGCUUCGCACCCGGCAGAGUAGGCGGCUGAUCCUACGGCACAGCUGGAGGACGACUGAUUCACGCCGGAAUUUUCGGAGCUGCUAACUACACACCUGAACUCCAUCUGAACUCCACCUGAAUCCCAGCGAAUUCCAGUGAAUCCCAGCGAAACCCAGUGUGACCAACUAACAUGAGCAGCAACUACAGCGUGUGCCUGAUGGGCCCAGCUCCUUGGGGGUUCCGCCUGCAGGGGGGCAAAGACUUCAACAUGCCCCUCACCAUCUCCAGGCUGACAGAUGGGGGCAAGGCCGCCAAGGCGAAUGUUGCCGUCGGAGACGUGGUGCUGUCCAUCGAUGGCAUCUCCACUGAUGGCAUGAACCACCUGGAGGCCCAGAACAAGAUCAAGGCCUGCGCAGGCAACCUCAACCUCACCCUGCAGAAGGCCUCCAGCCUUCCUGCUGCUAUCGCUCCAGCCAAGGAUGAGCCCCUGGAGCUUGUUAAACCUGUGCCCAUCACCCGACCGGCUCCACCCAGCUGUAUGCCCACCAACUCCGCCCCCUGCGCCGCCCACAAUAAAACUGCUCGUCCCUUCGGGGGCGGUGGCAGCACCAACGGCGCCAUCUUGGCGCCAGCCGCCUAUGUGGCUUCUAUUCCCUCUGCAUCUUCCGCCUUCACCCCUGCCUCGGCUACUCAGGGACCUCCCCCCCAGCCUCCAUUCCGGACUGGCUCCGCCUCCUCCUCCUCCUCCUCCUCCUCCCCCUUGCACGUGUCCCCUGGCUCACCUGCCAGGGUGACAGUGCCCUGUUCCGCCCCGGUGCCGCCACAGCCCUCCGUCUACAACACCCCCAUCAACCUCUACUCCAACGAGAAUGCCUGCGAGGUGGCCAUGGGCCAAAGACGGGGCCUGCUGGAGAGCCAGGGCGGAGCCAUGCAGCACAAUGGGGUGCCCCGGAAACACGUCACGGACACGGACAUCCAGUUCUACCACGUCCCGUCCCACAGCGAUGCCAGUAAGAAACGGCUGAUGGAAGAUACGGAGGACUGGAGGCCUCGAACCGGCACCUCCCAGUCCCGCUCAUUCCGCAUCCUGGCCCAGAUCACUGGAACCGAGCACGAACAACCACAGCAGAAAGAAGUAGGAAAAAAGACAAAUGAGGUGGAGGAGGCCCCAUCCUGCACCCAAGUCACCUCUGCUGUGACGACCAUGACCAAGACCCCCGCUGCCGGCCCUCAAACUACCAAGCAGGCUGGUGGUUCUUCAGGUCCAGCUUAUCCCAAGGCUGGCAUGCAGGUGGGCCACGUGACCCCAAAGGGACCAGGCCCAGCACGGCCUGUCCCCCAGCCUCACCCCAAAGAUGAGGACUCCCUGGUGCAGCGUGCUGAGCAUAUUCCAGCUGGCACUCGCACACCCAUGUGCGCCCACUGCGAUACGGUCAUCAGGGGCCCCUUCCUGGUCGCCAUGGGGAAGUCAUGGCACCCCGAGGAAUUCAACUGCGCCCACUGCGGCACCUCGCUGGCGUACCUGGGCUUCGUGGAGGAGCUGGCCUCUGUGUACUGUGAACACUGCUACGAGGAGUUCCUCGCCCCCACCUGCGCACGCUGCCAGCACAAGAUCCUGGGGGAAGUCAUCAACGCCCUGAAGCAAGCCUGGCACGUGCACUGCUUCCUGUGUGCCUCCUGCCAGCAGCCCAUCCGCAACAACACCUUCCACCUGGAGGACGGGGAGCCGUACUGCGAGGCAGACUACUACAGCCUGUUUGGGACUAGCUGCCGGGGCUGCGAGUUUCCAAUUGAGGCGGGCGACCGCUUCCUGGAGGCGAUGGGCUUCAUGUGGCACGACACCUGCUUCGUGUGUGCGGUAUGCUCCACGUGCCUGCAGGGCCAGGCGUUUUACUCCAAGAAGGACAAGCCUCUCUGUAAGAAGCAUGCCCACAGCAUCAACAUGUGAAGCAACGCAGGAUCUGGGAGGCGGGCUGAAGAAGAUGCAACCCCAUCCGGUUGGCCCAAUAUAUGCUUCAUCCAGACUCUGAUUGGCCAAAUAUAUGCUUCAUCGACUGUCUCUGAUUGGCCGAAUGUAUGCUUCAUCCAGACUCCGAUUCCGCUCGACUCUGCAUAACCUGUUUAUCAGAAUUUCUUAGUCUCUGAGGUUUACUCCACAUUCCCGUGCUUUUUGUACACGCUGUUAAGUUAAUGGAAAGUGGGACUGUCCCAAGAUUGUGGCAUUACAGGGUUCUCUGUGUCCCGAAGGGCACGCUCAGAACCAUUUUACUUCACGUCUAAUUAGCAUCGUAAAACCCGUCCUUCAUAAAAUUCCUUGUGUUUCGCCUUUUGAGGGAAAAAAACUUGCCUUAUUCAGUCACUUUCUGAAAGAGACAUCGUUAGCCUCCAGAUUACACUGGUGGCGGGGGGGGGGCAUUUAUUAAAAUUUUUGUGGUCUUGGCUGGGCCGCCACGCCACGCCGUUCCUGGACGGAGGAGGGUGACGGUAACGGGGCGGCGGAGAAGGGCGGCUUUGUGUCGCCGCGGUGAAAAGCACCGCCAUUGUUCCCCUUUUUUGUGAGAAACCUUCAAAGCUCGGAGACGGGGGGCGGAGCCGCGUUCCAUCUCCGGGGUGAGCGUCGAAGAAUGGCGAGAGCGGGGGGAACUGGGAAAGGAAGGGUCACGGACGGGGGAAGGAGGGAGACAGGGUUUGUACCGCUGUGGCGAAGUGCUGGAGCCAAACCGGUAAAUGUGGGUCCUUCCCCGGAGCUGUGGUCCGCUGCCUGCCAUUGGGGACACAGACGGCCGCAAAGCCACAGCACCAGCAGCUUUGAAGCGGCUGUUUGGGCCGUUUGUUUGACCGUGACGAACGUUUUAUAACAAUGCGCAUUACACGCAUCAAGAUCGAAUGGGGCGUCUGAUAUCAGGCGUGCGGAGACGGUCUGAUGGGUGCCGGGCCUUUGGGCUUGGCCCAACUCCUCUGCCAAGAUGUUAAAAGAGAAAGCUAUACAGAAUCAGACCAUUUGAUCGGCUAUCAAACAUCUCCAGCCUACUUCUGCCCUUUUUAAAUUCAUUUAGCGUCCUUCAUGCUUGCCAGGACUGUGACAGCUUCACAGGCUGAUUUGGACCAAAUGAGACAGGGCACUGGAACAGGUGUGCCAGCCUUACAAGAAGGAAAAACAACACAAGACGACCCCCCCCCCCAAACGCCCUGGUGGUUGUGAGAGAAAAAAACAUCUAGGGGGUCCUAGACAAACAGGCACCCCCACCCCUCCAAUGCAUGUUAACUCUUAUGAAAUGGGCAUUUACCACCAGAUAUUGCAAUUUUUGACUCCCCCGAAACACUGGUGAAAUGCUGACUAGCACACAGCUAAAGUGGACCGAUGAUUCAUUUUUCAGGAGGGUUUAAGAACAGCCACCCACUGCAGAGGAUUACAGGGAGGCCAAAGAGAAUUUUAAAGCCUUUUUCUGUGCCAGGGUUAUUAACUUCCUGAUGACCGCAACUCGCUUUACGUUGGAUGUUUUUGGUGCAAAACUAAUCUGGGAAUAAACAUUAAACAGUUAAAUUAUGGUGUAGGUGCCGGGUACGUCCUGUGUUUUAGUAUGUGAAGAGUCGCAAUGUUUCAGCUUUCGUUUGCAUUUUAAAAAUAAAGGUUUUUAUUGGUCUUUCA
Paramormyrops kingsleyae is the source of this 3950-nucleotide messenger RNA. RefSeq names its product PDZ and LIM domain 5a (gene pdlim5a). Gene Ontology annotation, molecular function: muscle alpha-actinin binding; actin binding. Gene Ontology annotation, cellular component: Z disc; stress fiber; adherens junction. Gene Ontology annotation, biological process: heart development; actin cytoskeleton organization; muscle structure development. NCBI's taxonomy places the organism in Eukaryota, Metazoa, Chordata, Actinopteri, Osteoglossiformes, Mormyridae. The record is from RefSeq and is a predicted model, not a curated record.